AUGUUCUCUCAAACCUCUACUAAUAACUUUUGGCCAAAGAAUCAAAACCAGACUUCCAAUAAUCCAAAUAAGGACGUUGAAGUGGUUUCACCACCAAGUGAUUCUGUCAGUUCGCUAGCUUUCAGCCCACCAUCCAACAAUGCCAUCUUUUUAGUUGCAACCUCGUGGGAUAAUAAUGUUAGUUGUUGGCAAAUUAAUGGUGAUGGCACCUCACAACCAAAAGCUCAACAGUCUCAUUCUGGCCCUGUCUUGGAUUCAAGUUGGCAGCAUGAUGGCACAAAAAUCUAUACCGGCUCUUGUGAUAAAACUUGCAAGAUGUGGGACCUGCAAAGUAAUCAAUUUGUCACUGUAGGCCAGCAUGAUGCUCCUAUUAAGACCGUUAACUGGAUCAAUACUCCCAAGUAUUCUUGUGUUCUAACUGGUAGCUGGGAUAAAACAUUAAAGUUUUGGGAUACACGAAGUCCUCAACCCAUGUUGGUUAUACAAUUGUCGGAACGUUGCUACUGUGCCGACGUGCUGUACCCGAUGGCAAUGGUUGGAACUGCUGAGAGGACUCUCAUCUGCUACAAUCUCGAAGGAACGCCAACGGAAUAUAAGAGUCGAUGUAUCAGUAUAUUUAAGGAUAAAAAGGAAGCUCCGACUGGGUUCUGUGUGGGUUCGAUAGAAGGUCGUGUGGCAGUACAGUAUAUUCAAGCUAGUAAUUCGAAAGACAACUUCACGUUUAAAUGCCAUCGGGAUAAUAAAGCUAGUGGAGGUCUUGAUAUAUAUCCGGUUAACGCUAUUGCACGGCAUCCGAUUCACGGCACAAUUGCUACGUGUGGUUCUGAUGGUAGAUUCAGUUUAUGGGAUACUUUAUCUAGAACGAAACUUAAGGGUUCUGAGCAGAUGGAUCAACCUGUAACGACUUGUACUUUUGAUCCGCAAGGAAAUUUAUUUGCAUACGCUACUGGUUACGACUGGUCCCGGGGUCAUGAGUUUGCUAAUUCUCAAAAAGGCUCGAAAAUAUACCUGCGUUAUGUUGCAGAAGAAGCAAAACCUCGCAAGAAGCGGUAA
This is a messenger RNA of Trichoplax adhaerens, 1053 nucleotides long. RefSeq lists its product as uncharacterized. The coding region runs from base 1 to 1053 and encodes 350 amino acids. Gene Ontology annotation, molecular function: RNA binding; ubiquitin binding. Lineage: Eukaryota; Metazoa; Placozoa; Uniplacotomia; Trichoplacea; Trichoplacidae. The transcript has 11 exons. Gene Ontology annotation, cellular component: nuclear pore. Gene Ontology annotation, biological process: transcription-dependent tethering of RNA polymerase II gene DNA at nuclear periphery; RNA export from nucleus. The record is from RefSeq and is a predicted model, not a curated record.